Exaiptasia diaphana is the source of this 7051-nucleotide messenger RNA. RefSeq lists its product as uncharacterized. NCBI's taxonomy places the organism in Eukaryota, Metazoa, Cnidaria, Anthozoa, Actiniaria, Aiptasiidae. The record is from RefSeq and is a predicted model, not a curated record. Gene Ontology annotation, biological process: heterophilic cell-cell adhesion; establishment or maintenance of epithelial cell apical/basal polarity. Gene Ontology annotation, cellular component: plasma membrane; protein-containing complex. Gene Ontology annotation, molecular function: calcium ion binding.
CAAGAAGWCUACUGAAGGAAAUCCUCUGCAAUUCUGUCAAAAAAUCUCAAAAUGGCCAGGAAGAAGAUCAAGGAAUUAGCAAUGGGAUAAAAGGGUGAGAUGACAGCCAGAAAUGUUSUACGUCCGACGACUGUACACAAUACUCGUACUACUUGGGGUAUUGUCAAUAUUUGUAAAUUCUAAAUCAACGAGCGGCCAUUCACAUAAAGGCCUGAAAUCAAAAUAUCGACAAAGUAAUACAACGGAUGUGGCGAAACCCCAUCGGAAAACCACAAAGAACUUGAAUAAUGUUAGAAAAUCACGGUCACCGCAGUUUAAUUCUGCAAUCGCUGGACUCAAUCAACCGCGRAUAGGCCUUGAUCAAAUAGGAUUGCCGUACAAUCCAAGACUUAGUUCUUUAGCUCUACAAGGUGCACCCUCUUUAGCAGCUUUAGGACAGAACAGGAAUCUUCUACUACCAAAUAAUGCAUUGGUCGCGAAUAAUGCAGCGUAUAGGCUGCCGUACAAUUAUAACCGUUUAGCAAGACUUUUAUCUACUAUCAAUUUACUAAGAGAACGAUCAGCUAUCGCUUCAGCUGUGAAUCCAGAGCUUCUUGGACUAUAUAAGCCAAAUACACGUCGAAAAUAUGAUUCMAUUCCUAUUAAACCCAAUGAAAUAAGCGAYGAUUUSAGUGCCAAUCCACUGUCGCUGUUACUUGGUAGAAGUUCUCUCGGUACUCCACAGACGACAGAAAGUCAGGAUGACGAUGAUGAUUCAAGUGAUACUGAUGGAUUUUGCUCACCAAAUCCAUGCCACAACGACGGUAAAUGCAAGAACGACUUGUAUGGGUUUAAAUGCAUUUGCGCGAAUGGCUUUACGGGCAAGCAUUGCACAGGGAAAAAUCCGUGCCAACCAAAUCCAUGCCAAUACGACGGCGAAUGCACAGUUUCUGGUAUUUCAAGUUUUGAUUGUUCGUGYCCCAUUGGAAGAAAAGGCGAAAGRUGUGAAGAUGAAGAUCGAUGUCACCCCAACCCUUGCAUGAAUGGGGGAUCWUGUACAGAACUUAACGACGGCCAUGAAUGCACUUGCGUCCAUGGCUACCGAGGCAACAACUGCGAAAUCCACAAUGGCGGCUGCUCGACAAAUCCGUGUCAAAAUGGAGGACAUUGCAUAGAAACGCCUGCUGGCUUCAAUUGUAUCUGUAAACCCGGAUAUACUGGAGUCUUUUGUUCAGCAUCAGAAAAUAAAUGUCUUGCUAACCCAUGUCAAAAUGGUGGACGAUGCAUGCAAAGAUCUAAUGGAGCAGGUUUUGAGUGCGAUUGUCGUGUAGGAUUUAAAGGAACACUUUGCGAUGAAAUAAGUCCUUGUCAGCCUGGGACUUGUCAAAAUGGGGGAUCGUGCUUCGCUUCUGAAAAUAGCUUCAAGUGCGUUUGUCCUCACGGUUUUGGUGGAAGGAAUUGUGAAGUCCACAGAAGCUGCCAACUUGACACAUGCAAGAAUGGUGCACGAUGCAUUGAGCAUGAGAACGGAUUCAAAUGUGUUUGUCCWUCUGGUUAUAAAGGAYUAUAUUGUGAAGAAACUGACCAGUGCUAUCCUAAUCCAUGUCUUAAUGGCGGUCAAUGUGUUGAUGAAGAGGGUGGCUACCAAUGUCGAUGUCAAGGGCAGUUCAAAGGAACACAUUGUGAAGAUGUCGACGUUUGUGCUGCMAAUCCGUGUAUGAAYGGUGGACAGUGCCUAAAUUACAAUGGUGUUGUCAAGUGUAUAUGUCGACCAGGAUAUGGAGGAGAGCGCUGCAGAGAGAAAAGUUCAUGUGCACCAAACCCUUGCCAUAAUGGCGGGCAGUGCAUACAAGAAGGCAACAACUAYCGAUGUUCUUGUGACAAGGGWUAUGUUGGAGUACGGUGUGAAGUGAUUGACAGCUGUCUAUCAAAUCCCUGUCAACACGGAGGUACCUGUAGGAACGUGCUAAGUGGAGGGUUUGUGUGCGCUAUAGGGAUCCAUGUCACCCAAAUCCUUGCGUUAACGGAAAAUGCGUGGCUACAUCGGACGGRUUCGUCUGUCGCUGUUCAUUGGGUUUUAAAGGAGAGAAAUGUGCAGAGGAGGACGAAUGUCAACCAAACCCUUGUCAUAAUGGCGGACGGUGCGUCAAUCGCUAUAUUGGAGGAAAGGGAUUUGAUUGUCUGUGUACUGACGGCUUCAAAGGGACAACAUGUAAAGAGAGAGACGCUUGUCAUCCUAACCCCUGCUCUAAUCAUGGCGUAUGCAGCGAGGUAGGAGGAGGCAUUGUUUGUAACUGCUCGCAAGGAUACAAAGGCUUAACUUGCGAAGAGCUGGACAAGUGUCACCCCAAUCCCUGUCGCCAUGGUGGCAUGUGUGAAGAGGUGGUUGGUGGUCGUGGAUAUGUAUGUAAAUGUUCACAGAGUUACAAGGGGUUCAACUGUGAAGUCAAAGACCGUUGUCAUCCCAACCCUUGUCUACAUGAUGGGUACUGUUUGGAGAUUAAUAAUGAUGUUGGGUUUAUGUGCAACUGUUCUUUUGGUUAUCGAGGGUCCCACUGUCAAGACCUAGAUCCAUGCCAUCCCAAUCCUUGUGGUCAUUCUGGUAGCUGCUUACAUACUUCUGAUGGUGGAUUUGUUUGCAAUUGUACCAUUGGAUUCAAAGGCGAACACUGUCAAGAAAAAGACCUUUGUAAGCCAAAUCCGUGUCAAUUUGCCGACAAAUGCCAGCAAACRGGAACGGAGACAUAUCAAUGCGUGAAAAACGUUUGUGAUCCCAACCCAUGUCAACAUGGUGGCAAAUGCAUCGAGGUCAACGACGAACACUUCCARUGUGCAUGUCCAAAGAAUUUUGGUGGCAGAACUUGCAAUAUUCUAUCGGAAAGCGGAGCCGACCGCCAACAUGUACCUGCAAGAUCAGAUCCGUGUCAGUCAACUCCCUGCCAAAACGAUGGAGUUUGCGAAGUUCGCGAUAGCAAAUUUUCCUGCAAUUGCAUCAACGGCUUCACGGGAAGACAAUGUCAAAUAAAACCCUUGCCAAGACCUACGGCCGCCAAACCAACCGAUUUGUGUUCUCCAUCACCGUGUAAAAAUAAUGGAAUAUGUGUACAAGAAGAAGARGGCUACAGCUGCUCUUGCAAGUCUGGUUUUACAGGAUUUCAUUGCCAAGUCGACCCAUGUAAAUUCAAUCCUUGCAAUAAUAAUGGCAAGUGCAUCAGAGAUGGUAAAGCCACCGACGGAUUCAAGUGUCGCUGUUUGCAUGGAUUUGUUGGGAAGCGCUGUGAAGAGAAUUACUGCCUCCCAAACCCGUGUCACAACAACGGUYUAUGCGUAUCGAUAGCAAACAAAGGCUACCAAUGCAAGUGCCGCGAAGGCUUUACUGGGGGCCGCUGCGAACGUAACCCAUGCUCUCCUAACCCGUGUAAAAAUGGCGGUUCUUGCUUGGUCUUUUAUACGGUAUAUUUAUGCAAAUGUCCAGCUGAUUACAGAGGAACACAAUGCGAAGUCACACUUGCCAAUAAACAUAACGCAGAUCAAGUUCCUGGAGUAAGAAAAGCAGUAACUAGUCGACCAGCAAUUAAUGGAUCRUCAACUCCUAAAAAAGCAUCAAAGUGCAGCUCUAACCCUUGUAAGAACAAUGCUCUUUGUCUUGACACCAUUGGCGGAGACUUUGAGUGUGUCUGCCGAGGCGACUUCUCUGGUCCAAAGUGUGAAGAUAUUGGUGUUUACAAAUAYUCCUCUGCACCGAAAUUUUUUCCUGGCCCAGGAGAGGAAUGCAAGCAUUGCGAUCGUAACGCACACUGUGUUGGUGGUCACUGYAUAUGUAAGGAUGGAUUUGUUGGCGAUGGCUUGGAUUGUUGGAAACAAACAGAAGACGACCUAGCAUGGAAAUGCGAAAUCAAUCCAUGCUCAAAUGGUGGAACAUGUAAACCAGGCAUCGCACAAUGUGUUUGUAGACUUGGUUAUAGUGGAAAGUACUGYGAAGAAACAGUGUUUCCAAUCAUCCAUCUCAGCUUUGAUAGAGUAUCAGGUGGAACGUUGGUGGAUGAUUCAGGGAAUCACAACAAUGCUUAUCUUGCAAACGGGGCCCAGAUCGUCCCUCACAGUGGAAAAUGCAACAACGCUGCGAAUCUACUAGGUGGAGAUAUUUUUCUCGAUGGGCCAAAUUUCCAGCCAAUCCCAAGAACUGGAAUUACAAUAGCAACAUGGGUAAAACUUGACACUCCCUUCGGGGUCCAGUCAAUCUUUGAUACCGUAGGUAGCCCUCAGUCUGAGAACAGAGAAGGCCAAUAUCAUUUGGAAAUCAACGACGGCCGGAUAAGAUGGUUUCAUCGUGAUKCUAACAACAGAGUCAUAUUCAAAGCAUUUAGCAAAAGUGAAGUUGUUCAAGAGGGAAAGUGGAUUCAUAUAGCGGCAACGUACAGCUCAUUCAAGAAUCGGGCAAGGAUCUUUAUAAAUGGUGAUAUGGUAGCAGAGGCUUAUGGACAAGGUCUUCUGUCAGAAGAUUGGCAAGGAAAAGUCGGCAUAGGUAAGCACCAGCAUGAGUUUGGAAGCCGUUUACUUCGUGGUAUGGUUGAYGAGUUCUUCAUUUUCCCUGGUGAACUUCCACGACUUGAAAUUCUUGUUCUCAUGAGACAUUGCAAAGUCUAUUUUAAAAAUGAAAAGCCAAAAAGCAAGAGACCCCAACCAGCCCAAUCUUCGAAUGGAAAAACCGACAACAGAGGUGCAAGACCAAGACCUAAUGAUAUUACAAACACAUUUACUUUGGGUCCUCCAAGAAUUACUCCACCAGAACGCCUUCCACAACCAAAAAGACUUCCACCACCGCUUCCACUUCCGCCGCCCCGACCGCCACCACAGACUGCAUUCAGAGAUCCGGAGUAUGAGUCAAAUCAAAAUGAAAUGGCUAAACUUGAAAGAAUCCUUGAAAGCUUUGAGGUUAAGAACCCUGGGGAGUCAAAUAGCAAUGAAGAAGGCUUAGGAAUUUCCAGAAACAAGCCCAUGACCAUGGCUUAUUAUCCAGAAAGAACAGGAAGCAGACCUUUGGCUUCCGCCCAGCCACAUGAUGAUUUAGGAGGUUUGCGUUUUAUGCCGGAACCGAUGGUAACUAGUGUUGUACCACAACAAGGUGRUAGAAGACGGCCUUCUCAGGAUAUCCAUGCAUUAGGGCAAACUAGGACCGCCCCAAGGAAAUAUUAUACAGGGAAUCCAGCRCKCAAACCUGCCAGGUACCAGAACCCACCAGCACAAUACAAUCCAUUUCUAUCAUAUCGAAAAGCAUCAAGAUAUCAACCACAAACGGCAUACCGAUCUCGUCCUCCUUACAGACCGUUUUCUACUUAUCGUACGCCCCCUCCAUACCGAGGAGCAGCUUCAAACCAGCCACCACCACACAGGAUACCUUYCCAAACAUCUAAAGGAYAUCUUGGUGUCAAUGCUCCUARUAAAAUUACUUUCGACAAUUAUCAAACUUUCUCCCAGGAGACAUYUGGAAAUAAUGCCAAGCCUCCUCAGCAAAAAUGGCAGACACCAAAAGCUCAAAYGCAAUGGUCUGCUCAGGCUCAAACAUACAGGAAUCCCAUGUAUAGACCUCCAUUGACAAAUGGAAAUGCUGUUCAGCGUUCUCGAAGGCCUUACUYSWACUUCUUCCCGGCGCCAAUGAAUACCGCUAUUUCUUAUUCGGUUAAACAGCCAGCUGCACCCUCCCAARGAAAAAUCUCUUUGACUUCAAGAAUGGGAUCMCCUUUGAYAUACAACAAUGGAAUGUAUAGCGGAKCACAACCGUAUUCAAAUAUCAAUAGUCCAGUAGCUCCAAAUAAUAUUGGCAGACCAUAUCAAUAUCAGUCGUAUAAUAGACCUGAGCAUAUAAUGGCUGCUAGGAAAGGAAKCGUGAAUAGAUGGGAAGCCCCUGCGACCCAARCACCGCAAAAAUAUAAUGGAUAUUCUUACCCCAUGUUUCAAGGUGGAGCUCGAGGAUAUGCUUCAUAUCAGCCCCAGGCAUCCAAUCAGAUGUAUUAUUAUAAUUACUACAAUGGGCAACCAAAGUMUCAGCCUCAAGCACCACUAKUGCGUACAGUGCAACGMMCAUACCAGGUACCGUACAAUAAUGCUARGAUGACAGUUACACAAAAUGACAAGAACCKAUACAACACUGGGACAAYUGCACCAAUUGAUGCGUCAACUCUAUCAACCCAGCUGGCUGGACAGAACAUUAACCCGAAAAAUUACUAUGCAUUUAAACUUAAAUCUGAAUCRACACAAGAUAACRAAAUAUCCUACAAAAAUGCACUAAGRACAUUAGGCACAAAACUAAAUGAACUUGAAAAAGAUAGAAAACUAAACCUUCAGCCAGAACAAAUCAAUUAUGUCRUGGGUUUACUGGGUGAGGGGCUGACUGAGAUGGAACAAAAACGCAACUCAGAGAGACUACAACCAAACUUGAUGGACAAUGCUCGAUUAAUGAGCAGAAACACGAUAUUACACCCACUUGACUCAUCUAGUAAUAUCUACAGUCUUCUCUAUCCAAAUAACCAACAAACAAAUCCCUACUCUCCUUACUUACAUGGAGUGCUWAAACGUAAAAAGAAAAAUGUCAAAACUGACAAGACAAGCAGACGCCGAAAGCGAAAGUCAAAAAGACAUGCUAGAAAAAAGGUUUUCGCCAWAAAGAAGGUCCCACGUAAUAAAUGAAUUAUCAAAAAAAAUGAAAACAAAGACUUCUUCCAAAAGAGAAAUGAUUUAGAAAUUGAAAUCUUUGAAAAUAUAGAUUCCAUUUGGGUUGAGAACCAUCCUGGUUUUAUUGCCCCUUUUAUACAAGAUUCUUGCAUAAGUGCAUGCCACUCGUCCAAAAUAUAAAUUCCAAAAGUCGCCACCAUAUUCUGAAUUGGGCAAUGAGCAUUAAAAGCAUGAUUUUAAUUUUAAUUUUAAAAAAUUAUUUUUUGUAUAAAACGCUUUGUGGAACCUUUGUAAAAUUGUAUUGAGAAUGUAUAUCCKAACGAAAUGAGCUUGCGCAUGCACUUCAAUGUAUAUAGAGCACAAACAAUAUCAUGUAAAUAAAAUUCAACAGCUUAGACAA